AUGCAUCCUUCAAAGAAGAUUUUUUUUCCGGAAGAUGUUUUGCACGAGCUCCUUGGAGAUGGCGACAGUGACGACGAGAAUGUCUUUGAGGACGGAAUCAGCGAUGACUCUUCUUCAGAUGAGGAAGAAUCCAUUCUAGUUCGUUCUUGCACGCAGAGCAAAGGGCUUAGUUACGAGUCUGUAAUGGCCCUUGUGGAUGUAAAGCUGUUGGGAGGUGGCUACAAACUGUUUGUGGACAACUUUUACACAAGUCCAGCACUAUUUAGAGACCUCUUCCAAAAGAACAUCUGGGCCUGUGGAACUGUGCGGUCUAACAGAGUGGGAUACCCAAAGACUUGUGAAAAUAAGCUGCCCAGAAAUUCUCCACGUGGCACUCAAAGAUGGAUAAGGAAUGACAUCUUGGUGUUUGUUGAGUGGAAGGACACACGGGAAGUACAGAUGUGCUCCGCCAUACACAGAGGUACUAGUGGGGGCACUGUGCGGAGGAGGGUGAAGGCUGCUGAUGGCCAAUGGAGCAGACUGGAUGUUCCAGUUCCAGAUGCAGUAGCAGACUACAACAGAUACAUGGGUGGCGUGGACGUAUCUGAUGCAUUAGUCGGCUAUUACACAGUCUCGCAGAAGACCAGAAGGUGGUACCGGACAUUUUUUUAUCACUUUGUGGAUUUGGCUGUUGUGAACGCCUUCAUCAUUCACUGUCAGAUGGCCCUGAUGAAACAUCAAAAGCCAAUGACACAGAAGAUCUUUCGAGAGACUCUAUUUAUGGAACUGGUUGACUUGGUGUCUCAGGAUGAAAAUGUUCCUCCACCUGCACCUGCACCUUCAAAUGGUUUGCACUUGGCAAAGUACAUUACUCCAGACAGCACAAAAGGAAGACGUAAGUGCAGACUAUGCAAACAAAAGACUCCCGUUAUGUGUUCAGCAUGUGGGGUGGGACUGUGCUUUCAGCCAAAACGCUCCUGUUACAAUGACUGGCAUGACCAGGGGAAACACGUGUAAUCUGUUGAUUAACAUUGUGUUUAAAUUGUAAAUAGUAAAUAUAUAUGCUAAAGAUUUUUUUUUUUUUUUAAGAUUUUUUCAA
Messenger RNA from Paramisgurnus dabryanus, 1078 nucleotides. The record is from RefSeq and is a predicted model, not a curated record. Lineage: Eukaryota; Metazoa; Chordata; Actinopteri; Cypriniformes; Cobitidae.